UUGCUCUCCCUCCCUCCCGCGCCGUCCGGGUCCUCUCGCGCUCAGCCCGCUCCGAGGCCUCGUCCUCGCGCCGGGGGUCCGACCCCGGGACGUCAUAACUACCCCACCCCCAGAGGAGAGCCGUGGCUGGACGUGCUGCAUCGGAAGGAUGGCAUGGAAGGCGCCGCCCCUUGCCUCCGACACGCGGCUGGCCCCGCCAUCCCCGGAAUAGAGCCCGCGAAGGAGAUCCGGAGGCCUGAGCGGGCCACCCAGGGACCCCGCGAUGGUGGCCACCCGCCCAGCCGGUGCCACCCGCUGUGCACUCCGGGCCUCAGGGGCCCAUCCCCUCCAGCGGCCGAGGGCCAAGGGCCCGUGGCGGCGAUGAACGAGACCCUCUGGGGGUCGAGGCAGACGUAGCGUGGUUCUGGGGCGAUGACCACUUAUCGGGCGAGCGAGGGCGUGGACACGGGCGGCGGAAAAGGGAAUGACCCGACUCCGGGCCCACGCCCAGGCGAUUACUACCCGCCGGGAUUUUGGGUUCCCAAUGGUGGCUCCCCUCAGCCCGGCGGGGAGGGGACGGGCGCCCCCCGACCCAACGCCGCGACGCCCGCUGUGCCCAAGAUGGGGGUGCGUGCCCGGGUGGCCGACUGGCCACCGAAGCGGGAGGCGCUUAAGGACCUGGCAGGGCCCAGCCCGGGGCACGAGACGGCAGCGGCCAAGACCGGGCGGACGGGCCGGCUGCCCCGGACCCCGGUGGAUGGGCAGCCCCUGGUGGGCCCCCGCGGGCCCGUGGGGUCCAGGGCCUUCCACCACCGGCUGUCUCGGAGGAGAUCGAAGGACGUGGAGUUCCAAGACGGGUGGCCCCGGUCCCCGGGCCGCAGCCUGGCCCCGCUGCGGAACCGGAGCAACAGCGAGAUGACGCUGAGCGAGUGCGACGUGGAGGAGGCGUGGGAGGCGCGGGGGGCUCGCGCGGUCGGCGGGCCCCUUCUCUUCCGGGAGUACGGCAGCACCUCGUCCAUCGACGUCCAGGGCCUUUCAGAACAGAACUUCUACGACAUCCUGGACGGGUUCCGCAGCCAGCGGCCCGGCCAGCGGCGCGAGGCGGCGGCCAAGCCGACUGAGCGGUUCCGGCCCGACCCCGGCCCGCACCCGGCCGGCGGCACCAAGGUGGACGGCCGCCUCGGGACGCCCCACCGGGAUGACUUCCCACCGCCGCCGCUGACCCGGGAGAAGGAGAAGGCCCGGAAGAAGGCGGGCCGGGUGGAGGCCGGGAUGGGCGGCGGCGGAGGGGGUGGGGGUCCCGGCGACUCAUCCAUCUUCCGGAAACUUCGCAGCACCAGGGGCGACGGGGACGCGGGCGGGCGUCCGGGAGCGGAGGCUGAGGACGGCGGAGGCGGGGGCCCGGAGGGCGGCCGCCCGUGGGUCUGCCAGAGGAGCUUCGCUCACUUCGACGUGCAGAGCCUGCUGUUCGACCUGAACGAGGUGGCGGCCAAGCGGCUGUCGGUGGCCCAGCGGCGGAACACCACCACGGGUGCCUCGGCCGCCUCGGCCCUCCCGGGUCCCUCGGCCCGGGCCGGGGGCCCGUCCGGCGGCCCGGACCCGGCCUUCGCCAGCACCGAGGACCUGAACUGUAAGGAGAACCUGGAGCAGGACCAGGGCGACAACAACAGCAAUGACCUGCUGCUCAGCUGCCCGCACUUCCGCAACGAGCUGGGCGGCAUGCGCGAACGCAGCGUCAGCUUCUCCAGGGCCUCGGCGGGCUCCCCGGGCGGCUCCGGUGAGGGGGCCCCCCCGGAGUCCUCUUUCGGCGGGUUCUGUACCAACGCCAGCAUCUCGGUGCUGGAGGUGCCCAAAGAGAUGCAGCGGAGUCCCAGCCGGCUGAAGCACUACAGCAUCGAGCACGUGGACCUCGGGGCCCGCUAUUUCCAGGAUUACUUCCUGGGCAAAGAGCACUCCAAUUACUUCGGGGUGGACGAGAAGCUAGGGCCAGUGGCCGUGAGCAUCAAGCGUGAGAAGCUAGAGGACCACAAGGACCACGGACCCCAGUACCAGUACCGGAUCAUCUUCAGGACCAGCGAGCUCAUCACCCUCCGCGGGUCCAUCCUGGAAGACGCGACGCCGACCGCCACCAAGGCCGGGACGGUGCGCGGGCUGCCGCUGAAGGACGCCCUGGAGUACGUCGUCCCAGAGCUGAACAUCCACUGCCUCCGGCUGGCCCUCAACACCGCCAAGGUGACGGAGCAGCUGCUCAAACUGGACGAGCAGGGGCUCUGCAGGAAGCACAAAGUGGGAAUCCUCUACUGCAAAGGGGGCCAGAGCUCUGAGGAGGAGAUGUACAACAACGAGGAGGCUGGGCCUGCCUUCGAGGAGUUCCUCGCACUCAUCGGGGACAAGGUCUGCCUCCGGGGCUUCAACAAAUACUCCGCGCAGCUGGACGUGAAAACGGACUCCACCGGGACCCACUCGCUCUACACCACUUACCAGGACUACGAGAUCAUGUUCCACGUCUCCACGAUGCUUCCCUACACCCCGAACAACAGGCAGCAGUUACUCAGGAAGAGGCACAUAGGAAACGACAUAGUGACCAUCAUCUUCCAAGAGCCCGGGGCCCUGCCUUUCACCCCGCAGAACAUCCGGUCGCAUUUCCAGCACGUCUUUAUCAUCGUCAGGGUCCACAACCCUUGCACUGAAAACGUCUGCUACAGCGUGGCCGUGAGCCGAUCCAAAGACGCCCCUCCGUUCGGGCCGCCCAUCCCCCACGGGGUCACCUUCCGCAAGUCGGACGUGUUCCGAGACUUCCUGCUGGCCAAGGCCGUCAACGCGGAGCACGCAGCCCACAAGUCAGACAAGUUCCACACCAUGGCCACGCGCACCCGGCAGGAGUACCUCAAGGACCUGGCGGAGCACUGCGUCACCAACACGCCCCUCGACUCCACGGGCAAGUUCCACCUGAUCUCGCUGGCCUCCAAGAGGAAGGAGAAGACCAAGGCCCGGGCCGGGGCCGAGCAGCUCAGCGCCGGGGCCAUCGCCUGGCGGGUGCUGGCCCAGGACUUCGCCCGGGGGGCCGAGAUCGAGUGCACCCUGGCCAUCUCCAACGAGCUCGUCGUGCUGCUCGACCUACGCACCAAGGAGGUGGUGUUCAACUGCUUCUGCGGCGACGUCGUCGGCUGGACCCCCGACGCCCACGCCCUCAAGAUCUUCUACGGCCGAGGGGAUCACGUCCUCCUCCGGACCCCCGAGGGGGCCGCGGAAGACGUCGCCGAGAUCGUGCAGAGGCUCAAGGUUAUGACCAACGGCUGCGAGAGCGUGGACAUGACCCUGCGGCGGAACGGGCUGGGGCAGCUCGGCUUUCACGUGAAGUACGACGGGACGGUGGCCGAAGUGGAGGACUACGGGUUUGCCUGGCAGGCCGGCCUGAGGCAGGGCAGCCGGCUGGUGGAGAUCUGCAAGGUGGCCGUGGUGACCCUGACCCACGACCAGAUGAUCGACCUGCUGCGCACCUCCGUCACCGUCAAAGUGGUCAUCAUCCCCCCGUUCGAGGAUGGGACCCCUCGAAGGGGAUGGCCCGAGACGUAUGACAUGAAUCCCCCCGAGCCCAAGGUAGAGCCGGAGAGCGUGGCGGCGGGCUGCCGGCCCCCGUACCGGACCAACUCGGCGUGGCAGUGGAGCGGGCCGGCGUCGCACAACUCCACUCCGGCCCCCAAAUGGCCCGGGACGGGGACUCCCGGCCACGCCCAGUCCCUCAGCCGGCCCCCCAAGCCGGCCCCCGUCCCGUUCCGGGAGCCCCAGCCGCCGCACGGCAAGAGCAGGCCGGUCAGCUUCCCGGAAACUCCGUACGCGGCAGCGCCAGCAGGGGGCGAGCGUGCCCAGCCCUAUCGCCAGCCUUCGGGGAGCUUCUCCGUGCCAGGAUCGGGGGGCACCGCCACCGCCACUGCCAGCGCCACACCUUACAGCCGAUACAAGCCGGCCCCCGAAAGGUAUGUGUCUACCGCACAGCACGCUCUGUCACCGUUUGACGCACACUACAGCCCAGAGCUGCUGUCCAGCGGGGAGUCUUCGUCCGGGGGCCCCGCGAGCCAGGAGAGCACCUUGGAGAGGCAAAAGUCCGAACCACUGUGGCAUGUGCCCGCACAGGGCAGGCUAUCCUCAGCACCUGGAAAUCCUGGGAGUAAGCAUCUUGGCCGGCAAGACCUCGCGGGCAAGGAUUCGCCCAACAGACAUUCCAGAGGCGAGCUGCAGUACUCCAGCCACUCCAGCAGCAACACGCUGUCCAGCAACGCGUCCAGCAGCCACAGCGACGAGCGCUGGUUCGACACGCUGGACCCGGCCGAGGCAGAGCAGGACCCCCUGUCCAAGGGCGGCUCCAGCGACAGCGGCAUCGACACCACCGUAUACGCCUCCAGCCCCAGCUGCCCGCCCGCCCCCAAGCCCUCCCGGCCCACCAAGCUGCAGAAGCCCCUGCCCGCUUACGCCGGCGGGCAUGACCCCGGCGGCCGUGGGGAGAAAGGCCUCUACCCUCCGGACAAGCGGCGGGAGUCCUCGCCCGGCACGGGAAGCCAGGGCAAAGGCUACCGGGCCAAGGGGUACCCGCUGGGGGCCGGCACCCCCACGGGACCCACCGGCAGCGGCCAAGCCCUCUUCAAACAAACCAGUGCCGUGAGCUCCAGGGCCACCUACCCCGUCCAGGGGUACAAAACCCCGGGAGCCGAGAACCCCCGCCCCUCCCACCUGGCCCAGUCCAGCUCCUUCCAGCUGUCGGCCUCGGUCCCCAAAUCCUUCUUCUCCAAGCAGGCCGGGCGGAGCAAGCACCCGGCCGGCUGGGAGCGAACAGACCAGUCCCCGGCCCGACCCGGACCGUUCUCCGACCCAAAGAAGCAGGUGGACGUGACCACCAAGAACGUCUUCGGGCAGCCCCGACUCAGGGCGUCACUGCGUGACCUCCGGUCCCCGCGCAAGAACUAUAAGUCGACCAUCGAGGACGACCUGAAGAAACUGAUCAUCAUGGACAACUUCACACCCGAGCAGGAGAGGGACUCCAUGCAGCCGUCGCCCCAGAAAGCCCUCCAGCGGACCCUGUCCGACGAGAGCCUGUGCAGCGGGAGGAGAGACUCCAGCUUCGCCAGCCCGACCUGCUUCGAGCCCGUCCUGGCCAGCGACGUCCUGUUCACCAGCACCUACCCCUCCAGCACGCUCCCCUCCCGCCGCCAGCACCAGCAACCGGCCAACGGCAGCCUCCCCGAAAAGAAAGCCACCAUCUCGGCCUCGCAGCUGUCGCUCACAGACGCUCGGGACAAGGCCCUGAGGCGCCUGGACCCGGGCAUGAUGCCCCUGCCGGACACGGCCACCGGCCUCGAAUGGUCCAGUCUGGUCAAUGCUGCUAAAGCCUACGAAGUGCAGAGAGCCGUGUCCCUGUUCUCACUCAACGAGCCCGGGCUGAGCCCCGACCUCCCGCCAGCCCACAGCCCCGUCCACGGGCUCCUGAGCCUGGAGAGGCCCCCGCCCACGCCCCGGACCACCCCCACCAUGAGUGAGGAACCGCCCGUGGACCUAACCGGGAAGGUGUACCAGCUGGAGGUGAUGCUGAAGCAGCUCCACAAUGACCUCCAGAAGGAGAAGCAGGAUAAGGUGGUGCUCCAGGCCGAGGUAGCCAAUCUGAGGCAGAACAACCAGCGGCUGCAGGAGGAGUCGCAGACGGCCACGGAGCAGCUGCGCAAGUUUGCCCAGAUUUUCUCCAGCGCUGUGGAGAAGAAGGAGCUUUGAGGGCGGCCGGGCAGCCACGCUCAGACGCUGCACCCAGCUCCAACCCCCCCACGGCCCCCACUUGUCCUUCUCUCGGCCUGGGGAAGGGCCAGGCCGCUGCCCGUCCCAGCCAGCUCUGUAGCUCACGGACUCAGAAGAGCCGCAGCCUGGGCCGGGGCCGAGGUCUGGGGCCUGCACCAUAUGGGAGAGAUCACCCAGGGCGGGGGACCUCUUCCCCCCUCGUCCCCACACCGCCCUUCUCAUAGCUUCCCGUGGCUGUGUGAGUGUGUGUAUGUGUGUGUGAGUGAGUGAGUGAUGAGGUCUGCGUCCCCCACAGUCGAUCGGGGUCACCCCCCAGCCCCCACAUCGAUACAUUCCACUGCACGGUCAGCUCUCCUGUCCCGCGGCCCGACACGUCAGGCGGAGGUGAGGAAGCUGGGGGCGGAAAGGCCGAGGUCGGGGCAGUGGCGAGCCCGUGGCCGGCACGCAGACAGAGGGUUGGCGAGGGACCAAAUGGGGAGUUCCUUCCCCUUGUGCUUCCUACCCGAGGUGGGGGUCUGCCGCUGUCCCGGAUCCCCCACCCCCACAGGACACCCUCGGUUGGGGCAGGGUCGCUGUGGCAUCUCAGCGCCUUGAUCCCCGAAGCCUGGCUUCUAGGGGCUGGAAAAGGCGGAGGUGCAGCCAUCCCGCAGUGGGGGCCGGGCAGUGGGACCGUGCCGCUUUCUCCCUCCCCCCGGGUCCACGUCAAGGGCUAUUGCUGCCCUGAGGGGCUCCCCCGGGCUUCAGUCGCCCCCGCCGCCUCAUCGACUCCUCCCCAGAACCCAGGCUCGGCCUGCGGGAAACGGGAAACGGCCAUAGAGCCGUGUAAAUGUUCUUUAUAAAACAGGAUAUUUGUAUAAACGGCACCGUUUGUAAUCUUUUCUACGGCUCCUAGAGCCAGCACAGAGCCCGGAUCCCGAGCAGGAUGGACCCACCGCCCCGGUCGACCCACCGGAGCGGGGACGGGGGCAGGGGGGCACAGGGAAU
This is a messenger RNA of Tachyglossus aculeatus (Australian echidna), 6744 nucleotides long. RefSeq names its product signal induced proliferation associated 1 like 3 (gene SIPA1L3). NCBI's taxonomy places the organism in Eukaryota, Metazoa, Chordata, Mammalia, Monotremata, Tachyglossidae. The coding region runs from base 412 to 5739 and encodes 1775 amino acids. The transcript is spliced from 22 exons. The record is from RefSeq and is a predicted model, not a curated record. Gene Ontology annotation, cellular component: plasma membrane; cytoplasm; Golgi apparatus. Gene Ontology annotation, molecular function: GTPase activator activity; protein binding. Gene Ontology annotation, biological process: epithelial cell morphogenesis; activation of GTPase activity; establishment of epithelial cell polarity.